Closterium sp. Naga37s-1 is the source of this 354-nucleotide messenger RNA. The record is from the annotation of a GenBank genome assembly. Lineage: Eukaryota; Viridiplantae; Streptophyta; Zygnematophyceae; Desmidiales; Closteriaceae.
AUGAGGAUCACUCGGGUGGUUCUCGUCUCGCUGCUACUGGCUCUUCUCCUUGCGACCAGUGCGCUGGGAAAGAAGGACGGCGGAAACGGCAACGGUAACGGUAAUGGCGGCGGCAACGGGAAGGGCGGAGGCAAAGGUGGCGGGAAGGGCGGCGGAAAUGGCGGCGGCAACGGGAAGGGCGGAAACGGAGGGGGGUGGAAGGGGCCGAAAUUUCCGGGUGGUGGGAAAGGAAAGGGCAAGAUCGCGGGAGCGGCGUCAGCGACGCUACGCGGAGAGCAGGUGGUGGAUGCUAGCGGGAACUCGAUUGGCGAUAAGGACGCCACAGGGGUCAUCGAUCUCGUGCUCGUCAAGUAA